GAUACUCGUCGAUUCUUUCACCAGAUCUAGAAAAGCUUAAUGAAGCUCGCUUGCUUCUACUUCUAUAGUUUAAUAUUAUUCUUCCUGGUUUAAAAAUUGCCUCAGCGAAAUUCACAGCCAGCGGUUUGUCGAUUUAAUGUUUGCAUAAAGAUACACUAACCGUCAAUAACACUAUUAAUUAUAAAUCUAUUGUCUUUUAUAGACUCUAGACUGGAAUCUGGUUAAGAUUACGUGCAUUUACAGUUUUAGAUUAAGUUAUGGAUGUUCUUACUGGAAGCAAAGUAUUUUCAUCUCUGAGGCCUCUGAAUUUGUCUACAUGUACAAAGCAAGACAUUAUUGAUUAUUUCAAUAAUAGCUAUGAUCUGAAUGAAAGUUUAUUUCUUGGUCUGAGAGAUGAGAGUGCCAUGUAUAAAUGUCCUGAUCGGCUCAGACUUCCUCUGAUAUUUUACUAUGGACACACAGCUGCUGUCUAUGUUAACAAACUAAUGUUGGCAGGAUUGAUCAAGGAACGUCCCAACUUGCAUUUUGAAACAAUGUUUGAAACUGGUGUUGAUGAAAUGAGCUGGGAUGAUACUGAAAACUAUCGCAUGGGUGGUAGCUACAAAUGGCCUGCUCUUCAUGAAGUUGUUGAGUAUCGAAGAACUGUUCGAAGCAUUAUUUUAAAAGUCAUUGAAAGUACUAAGUUAGAACUUCCUAUUAAUAUGGAAAGUCCUUGGUGGGCACUUCUUAUGGGUAUGGAGCAUGAAAGAAUUCAUUUAGAAACAUCUUCUGUGCUGAUUCGGCAACUUCCAAUAGAAAUGGUUGUUCGUCCGGAAGGCUGGAAAUAUGGACCUACCAAAUCUGAUUGUGCUGUUAAAGGAAAUAAAAUGGUGUCCAUGAACUCUAAGCAUGUUACACUUGGAAAACCCUUAGAAUUUCCCUCCUAUGGUUGGGACAAUGAGUAUGGAAGCUAUUCUUGCAAAGUCCCCUCAUUUGAGGCCAGCCAAUAUCUCAUCACUAAUGCUGAAUUCUAUGAAUUUGUCAAUGAUGGAGGAUAUCAAACUGCUGACCUGUGGACUGAAGAAGGCUGGAGGUGGGUCCAGUACAGAAAAGCUUUACAUCCUACAUUUUGGAUUUGUGAUCAAGGUUGUAAGUCUGGCUGUGGAGGAAAACUGGCAAACUACUCUCACUGUAAAAUUAACUUUAUCAAUUCUAAUGGUCAUGAACUGAUCAACGAAAAGACAAAGUGUAAUCUCUACAAGCUGCGAGUGAUGUUUGACUUGAUUGACAUGCCAUGGGAUUGGCCCGUAGAAGUUAACUACCUUGAAGCUAAAGCUUUUUGUAAAUGGAAGGGUCCUGGUUACCGCUUGCCCAUAGAAGCUGAGCAUCAUGUGAUGAGAGGUGUACAGCUGCCUACAAGCAUGGGUCCUGAGUGUGAUAUUAUUUUCCAAAAAGAAAUUCAUGCCAACAUCAAUUUACAUUAUGGAUCCUCAACUCCAGUAAACUUGUUUCCUCCAACAAAAGCUGGCUUCUAUGAUGUCUUUGGCAAUGUUUGGGAGUGGAUGGAAGAUCACUUCAAUGGUCUCAGUGAAUUCCACUCUCAUUUUCUUUAUGAUGAUUUCUCAUCUCCCUGUUUUGAUGGAAAACAUAAUGUCAUUUUGGGUGGUUCCUGGAUAUCUACAGGAGAUGAAGCUUCUAGAUUUGCUCGUUAUGCUUUCCGUCGACAUUUCUUUCAACAUUGUGGCUUCAGACUAGCCAGAAAUCCAACUAUGGAAGCUGAGCUGCCAGCUAUUUUUGUUGAGACAGAUGUCUUUGUGCUUGGCUCAGGUGUUCAAGCCAAUGAAGUCUUAAUAGACAACAACACUACUGUACACCUCACUGAAAGCAAAAACCUAACUUAUAAUUAUGACACUGUAGAAAAGCUAGAGGGAAUUCUUGAAUUGGAGUUUGGAUUCCGAGAUUGUUUUGCUGCAGUAGUAGUAAACCUUUGUACAAAUUACUGUAACUAUUACCAAGUAGCUGCCAACUCUGUUGUUCAUCUUGGAACUGCUACAGGGAGAGGAGCUUUUGAACUCAGCAAAAGAUUCAACAAGGUUCUUGGCAUAGAAUCUUGUGGUCGUCUUCUAGAUGCUGCCUUAAAACUUCAAAAUGGGGAUGAAAUCAUUUUGAAAGAUAGAAAAAUAAUAAAGCUGUCUGAUGACUACAAUCCAAAUAGAGUCAUCUUCAAACAGCUGACCUGGGUUCCAAAUGAAGUGGACAGCCAUAACUUAACUCUUGUCACACAUUUACAUAGAGUACAAAACCCUAAAGCUUGGUUGGCUCGCCUGUGGGAAAUAACAAAAUUAGAAGGCAUUGUUGUCAUAGCAUCACCAGAGAGAGAAUGGAACAAGGAAAGACUUAAACAUUUUCUUCACCAUAGACUGACAUGUGUGAGCAAUGAAGAAGUUACUUAUCAAGAAAAAGAUGAACUCAAAAGUGCAGUGGUCACCAUUUGGAGACACCAGUAAAUUUUUCUGUUUAUAGGGAGCAACAUACACUCAAUUUGUGUGUUGACUGGCUAGAGCACUAGUUAUACAACUUCUAUUUUUGUUGUCUUUUCUGUUUACAUGCACGUACACAACACAAUCUGUACUUUACAGAUGCAGCACUUUUGUUUGUAUGUUCUAGAAUAGAUUGGGAGCAAAACAUUUUAAUUUCUUUUUAUAAAUCAUGAUUUUGAAAUAUAUUAUGACAAGAAUUUUUAAAUAAAUAUAUAUAUAUAUAUAUAUAUAUAUAUACAAAAUAAUCAGUGAAAAUAACUGAUCUUGACACCUUCUUAUGCAUAAGACUUGUACUACUGUUUGCCAAUGAGUACACUAGUGAAACAUGGAGAGAAUACAAAUGGUAGCUCCCAGAUAAAAUAUGUUUUAUUAUAAUAUGCUUAGGAAGAAUUGUAGGCAUUAUAACCUUAUUCUAAAUAAGGCCAUACUACAAGGUAACCAGCAGUUAAUGGCUGACCUUAUAAAACAAAAUGUGAUGGACAGUUCAUGUUAUUCAUUCAACUGAAAACCUAAAAAUGACAGAAAAUGGGAACAACCUAUGAUUACAUUUGAAGCUUUUGGUAUUGAAUUUAUGUAUGUGUCAAUUAUUUGUUUAAGAUGACUUGUCAUUAAAUGAAAAAAAAAGUAUUGUAUUUAAGUAUUAAGAUAUUUUUAUGUCAAUAACUUGAAAACCAAAUUAUGUAUCUAGUUAUAUUUUUGUAGCUUCAGUAAGUAAAUACACAUUAACAGUAAUUUUGCGGCAAUUUAUUAAUUUUAUCUUUUUUUUUAUAAUAUUUACAUGAUUUUUUUUAUUGCUGUAUUUGGUUUUUUAAAUGUAAGUUAUUGCUAAAUUUAAAAAUAAAAUAUUUUUUUGGCAAGAAACUA
Molecule: messenger RNA, 3383 nt
Organism: Biomphalaria glabrata
Lineage: Eukaryota; Metazoa; Mollusca; Gastropoda; Planorbidae
Exons: 19
Coding region: 258-2486 (742 amino acids)
Source: RefSeq, a predicted model, not a curated record